This is a messenger RNA of Acinonyx jubatus (cheetah), 701 nucleotides long. It is a transcript of the gene TOMM6, whose product is annotated as translocase of outer mitochondrial membrane 6. Bases 145 to 369 code for a protein of 74 amino acids. Gene Ontology annotation, cellular component: mitochondrial outer membrane translocase complex; mitochondrion. NCBI's taxonomy places the organism in Eukaryota, Metazoa, Chordata, Mammalia, Carnivora, Felidae. The transcript is spliced from 3 exons. The record is from RefSeq and is a predicted model, not a curated record.
UCCCACCCGGACGCCCGACCUCUCUGGAGCAGCUGCGCCCCCUGCCGGUCCGUAGCCGGCGGAAGUGCGAGACCGGAAGUUGCGUAUUCUCCGGCGCCGACACUGUGCGUCGGGCGAGGCCUUGUGGAUCCCGAGGGUACUACUAUGGCUUCCAGUGGGGUAGGCGUGAGCGCCCCGGGCGCGGCGAAUGAAGCUCCCGAAAUUCCGGACAACGUGGGAGAUUGGCUUCGGGGCGUCUACCGCUUCGCCACCGACAGGAACGAUUUCCGGAGGAACUUGAUCCUCAAUUUGGGACUUUUUGCUGCAGGCGUUUGGCUGGCCAGGAAUUUGAGUGACAUUGAUCUAAUGGCCCCUCAGCCAGGGGUAUAGCCAAAUAGACACAUGGAACCCCCUGUGCUGUACUCGAACCUUCCAAAAACAGCCUCCAAUCUUUGACCAUCACAAGACUUUCCCUGAUGGAAGUUGAAGUUUCAUUCAGACGGGCACCUUCCCUUCCCGAUUGCCUUUUCUUCGUUGAGCCCACUCAGAACUCCAUUCUCUGGUCAGCAGUCAGGCUUCAGCCAAAGUGUUGUCCUCUGUUCUAUAAAGUUCUGUACAUAGGUCCAAAGUUUCUGCAGGGGGGGAUUUUUGCUCUUGUCCUGAGGAAUAACCUAAUGGUAUUUUAACAAAUAUUUGGAAUAAAGACUGCACGCAAAGACAAA